Arabidopsis arenosa is the source of this 1236-nucleotide messenger RNA. NCBI's taxonomy places the organism in Eukaryota, Viridiplantae, Streptophyta, Magnoliopsida, Brassicales, Brassicaceae. The record is from the annotation of a GenBank genome assembly.
AAAUUGCAAUUUCUCAGAUUCCGGCGAAUCAAAAAAACCCUAGAAAAAUUGUUUCUCCGUUUUUUCAAUCAUCCAUGAGUCCUGACAAUAAACUGCUUCCGAAGCGGAUCAUCCUCGUACGUCACGGUGAAUCGGAAGGGAAUCUCGACACGACGGCGUACACAACGACGCCGGAUCAUAAGAUCCAGUUAACGGAUUCCGGUUUGCUUCAGGCGCAGGAAGCCGGAGCUCGUCUUCACGCUUUGAUCUCUUCAAAUCCUUCUUCACCGGAGUGGCGUGUGUACUUCUACGUUUCGCCGUACGAUCGGACGAGAUCUACUCUCCGGGAGAUCGGACGGUCGUUCUCGCGUCGCCGUGUGAUUGGUGUUCGCGAAGAAUGUCGAAUUAGGGAACAGGAUUUUGGGAAUUUUCAGGUUAAAGAGCGAAUGAGAGCAACGAAGAAGGUGAGAGAGAGGUUUGGCCGCUUUUUUUACCGGUUCCCGGAGGGAGAAUCCGCCGCCGACGUCUUCGAUCGCGUCUCCAGUUUUCUCGAGUCUCUAUGGAGAGACAUCGACAUGAACAGACUACACAUCAACCCGUCUCAUGAGCUAAACUUUGUGAUUGUCUCACACGGCUUAACAUCGCGUGUCUUUCUGAUGAAAUGGUUCAAGUGGACUGUGGAACAGUUUGAAGGACUAAACAAUCCAGGGAACAGUGAGAUCAGAGUAAUGGAAUUAGGACAAGGCGGUGAUUACAGCUUGGCGAUUCAUCACACAGAGGAAGAGUUAGCCACAUGGGGACUGUCACCAGAGAUGAUUGCAGAUCAAAAGUGGCGGGUUAACGCGCAUAAAGGCGAAUGGAAAGAAGAUUGUAAGUGGUAUUUUGGUGAUUUCUUCGAUCAUAUGGCAGAUUCGGAUAGAGAGUGUGAGACUGAGGCCAAUGAAGAAAAAGAAGAAGAAGAAGAAGAAGAAGAGGGAAAAAGGGUAAAUCUGCUAACGAGUUCAGAAUAUAGCAAUGAGCCAGAGUUAUACAAUGGAAAAUGCUGCUGAUAAUUUUUUACAGAACAAAAGCAUACAUGAGAAGAAAAGUUUAACUAAAGAAUUCAGAAAAUUUGAUUUUGAUAAUAACUUGUACCAUUUACUGAUGAAGCUUUGUUGUACACAUCGUUAUAACACCAGAAACAUUACAGGAAAUUUGAAAGAUUCAUUUUAUUGUGCCAAAGCAUUUAUCUUUGUGAAAGAAAGUUAGAAAAAUGUA